AUGAUGGAGCGACACUAUCCACCGGAGCCUGCCUACUCGAGGGCGAAGGCACCCUCAGGCACAAAGGGUCCUUCCAGAUCCUCUGCCUCCACAAUCCUUGAAUCUGCUAAACGCGCUUACAACGUCAACUCGGCAUCUUCACUCGCUUUCGAUGCCAACGACGGACCUCUGCUUGGAAACAGACUCACCCCAGACACAUACUCGCGUAACACGUUCGCCUUCCCUUCUCCGACAAGUGAAGGACCGCCCGUGCAGCCGAGCUUGUUCGCGUAUGGUUCAUCUUCGUAUGCUGGCAGAACUCCUGAAACUAGGAAGCUCAAGGACAGCGAUGCGAGUAUCUAUACCGCAAGGACAAAGUUGAGCACGCGCACCAAAAGCACAGAACGCCUCACCAUCCGCAACGCCCGUGGUGAGAUCGAGUGGAAGGAUGCCCCCGAAUCUCUCCCGGCGCUCCCCUCUUCUUCGCGUCACCACCACUUGCCCGUGCCAUCCGCCUCGUCACCGAGACGCACACCUUCCCCCUACAACGAGGUGCCGCUAAGAUCUCGCGCUCGCUCAAACGGUGCGCUGAAUCGUGCCUAUGAUGACCAUCGCCGUGGCGACACUCCCCAGCAACCAGAGAUUCCCUUCAGAGCCAUCGGAAGCACCUCACCGCUCAAAGCGACGUCCACGCAGCGACCUAGGAAUCGUCGCAGAUCCACCGAUGACGCCGACGGAUACCACACAGCAGACGAAGACGAUCUCGAAGCGCGCGAAUGGGAGCGCAACCGAGAGCGGCAGAUGGCCAUCGACCGCCACGAAGUUUACCAGCGCCAACAGACGCGAGAGGAGGAAGAGCGUCGUGCCCGAAGACGCGCAGAACGCGACCGGCUGGCUGUCGAGGAAAGGGAAAGGCAACGUGAAGCUGAGGCCAAAAAGCAUGCAGAACGCGAAGCACGCCGUCUCGCUCGUGAGCAAGCAGAGAUCGAAGAAGCACAGCGCAAAAAGCUUCAGCGUGAGGAAGCGCAGCGACGCCGCAUCGAAGCCGAAAAGGCAGCAGCAGAGGAGCGUGCCCGCAAAGAGAAGGAAGCGGAGGAGCGAAGGGCGAGGAAGAAGCAACUAGCAGAAGAACGCCGCAAGCGCGAAGAGCAAGAGGCGGAGGAGCUCCGCAUUCGUGAGGAACAAGAAGCAGAAGAACAGCGUAAGCGCGACCAAGAGGAGGCGAUUCGCAAAGCAGAGGAGAAAGCAAAGCGCAAAGAAGCCAAGCGUCUGGCUGCCAUCGAGCGUCGAAAGCGCGAAGAAGAGGAGGCAAUCCGGAAAGCGGAGGAUGAGGCCAAGCGCAGGGAGGAAGAGCGUCUCGCUGCUAUCGAAGCCGAACGACUCGCAAAGGAAGCAGCCAUCCGAGCUGCGCGCGAAGCUGUCAUCGAGAAAGCGCGUCAGCUCGAGGAGGCUAAGCGCCAGGUCGAGGAGGAAGAUCUGGCAGCUAUUCUUGCCGGUCGCAAAGCAGAUCGGCUCGCACAGCGCGCUCUUUCCGCUGGCCUUCCAUCUGGCGAGCUGGAUUCUGACUCGCAGCAAAUCAACGGCGAUGACGACGCUUCCGACGCCGCUUCCGAAGUCUUUGUCGAUGCAGGAACGGAAGACGACAUCGACAUCGAGGCGAAGAGCAACACGGCCGAUUCGAUGGCGCGAUCCACCUCCAAUCACGAAACCCCUUCCAGUACGGACGGCAGCUCGGACAUGCCAACCACGCCAAGAGACGAGAAUGCACUGCCCUUCUCUCCGCCGAAUCCUUCCACGUCGGAUCUGGGCCGCCAGCCCUCCUCCAACAUGGGUCACGGACAAGUCAAAUUCGCUCCGGGGACCAACGGCCAAGCUACGCCGAUGCCCGUAUCACCUCAGCAGAAGAUGGCGCCCUACAAAUCUGAUCGCUUCCGUGAUGCCGUCACCAUCGGCGCUAGGCCGACGAUUGCAUCCGCUUCGAUCAGUUCAGCUAAGUCGACCGUGGUGCCGUCCACCUCGCUUCUUACAGCCACGUUUGCUGCCACGGAGGAGGAAGACGAUUACAACGAUAGCGAGUACCCGAAGGUCCGGCCGAACGGGCCUUACCGUGAAGGCGGCAUCACGUAUGGCAAAGGAUGGUGUGCCCACGGUCUCGCCGACCCUUCUCUCACGAUCGACCACCGACGAUACGUGCGCGCGCCUCGUGUUUCAGCUGACGCAGAGGCAGAGGAAGCCGAUGCCGGAUCUACAGACUUUGAUGAAGUCAUGUACAGCGAUCUCGGCGAGCUCAUUUGGUCCGCUACGACGCCCGACGUGAUCGCAUGUCUGAUCAGCCAUCUCGACUAUGCCGACGUCAAAGCGCUGCGUCAGACGUCUUCGUCCAUCCGCUUUGCGCUCGGUCAGUUGGCAGGUCGCGAAAUUGUCCUUGCCCGCUUCCUCUCUUGCGUAGGCUACGAGGCCUGGACGCCCACCGAGGUUGAAGGCACGACAGUCGACAAGGACCCCUUCCCGCUCACUUUCCGCGACUGCGAAGGCUUCCUGCUCAGUUCGAACCUGCUUGCCGAGUAUGCUCUGGUGGGAGCCGAGUGGACACGGGCGCCGCACAAGAUGGAUCCCAACUAUCCAAGGUUGGCCCGCGCCAGUACGCGUGCGUACAAUCGCGUGUUGGUCAGGUUGCGAAUGCAGCCCAACUUCCGGGUGCCUGUGCCGGCCAAGCAGCAUGACGGCGCGACGGCGGAGACGAUCAUUGCGAGUCCCUGGAAGCCUGGUCGUGCUGGCUUCUUCCGAGCCUGGGUUCCGUCUGCAGAGGCUGGCGGUUGGCUCAGCGAUACCGAGCUUGCGCGGUGCGAGCGAGAGCUGUUGAUAUCCGGAGUCCUGUCGCACUUGAAGAAGGGCGACGUGGUGUGGGAUUGCGCUGUUGGCGACGAACGCAAUGAGGGCAAGUACGUCUUUGACGGACGGUACUUGCGAGAUCUGUCGUUCAUGUUCGACCGAGGGGGACACUUGCCUUCUUGGAUCAACGCGUUCUGCUUUGCGCCGAGCUACUACCACAACAUCAUCCGAUCGAGCGACGCCUCUCAGCCUGUCAUCUACCUCGACGUGCUACCGUGGCGCGACCAGAUCGUGUCCACCAUGCGACUGGUGCAGGAUCAUGUCGAGACGUUCUCGCCCCAAGGUGCGCGCUACCGCAUCGCAAAGUGGCUCUACCGUGCGGUGAUCGAUGUUGUUCCUGGCGCGAUCAUCUCGGACGAAGGGCUCGAGGUGGUGAAUGCAGGAUGGCACGGCAAAAUCGUGAUCGAGACGGAGGGGACGGCGGAGCAUGCCAAGGAGCUGAUCACGCGCUGUGCAGGACCUGCCGAGUCGGCGAAGAUCAAGGCUAGGCUGCUGGCCAGCGUGAUGAAUGCGGAUGCCGAGCCGCAGGUGCCCAAGGCUCCGGCGCCGACGGUGGAUGAGAAGGGCAAUAGGGUAGAGACGACGACGCCGUGGGCGAUCGUGAGGGCGAGGAGCAGGCCCGGGUUGAUCUGGAUCAGGCCAAUGGAUAUGCGCGAACGGGUUGUGUUCUGA
This is a messenger RNA of Pseudozyma hubeiensis SY62, 3543 nucleotides long. RefSeq lists its product as hypothetical. The record is from RefSeq and is a predicted model, not a curated record. The transcript has a single exon. Bases 1 to 3543 code for a protein of 1180 amino acids. Lineage: Eukaryota; Fungi; Basidiomycota; Ustilaginomycetes; Ustilaginales; Ustilaginaceae.